UUUUCACUUUGAGAAAGAUAGAAUGGAUACGAUUUCAAAUGGAUGGUUUAGCGAAAUCCAGGAUGAAUUAUGGCCUGGACAAUCAUUUUCCUUAAAAAUUAAAGAAGUUCUCCAUAAAGAAAAGUCAAAGUUUCAAGAUAUACAGGUAGUUGAAACCGAAACAUUUGGACGGUGCCUAAUUCUGGAUGGAAUCAUUCAAUGCACGUCCAGAGAUGAAUUCUCGUACCAGGAAAUGAUAUCAUUUUUGCCGUUAUGUUGCCAUCCAAAUCCACAGAAAGUUUUAAUUGUUGGUGGCGGUGAUGGAGGCGUUGCCCGCGAAGUCGUAAAACACCCACUGGUCAAGGAAGUGCAUCAAGUAGAAAUAGACGAUCGUGUUGUUGAAUUAUCUAAAAAGUACCUUCCGGCAAUGGCAUGUGGAUUUGAUAACAACAAAUUAAAACUUACCAUCGGCGAUGGGUUUGAGUACAUGAAAAACCACAAAAAAGAAUUUGAUGUUAUUAUAACUGAUAGCUCUGAUCCAAUUGGCCCGGCGGUCAGUUUAUUUCAAGAAAGCUACUACGGAUUACUUAAAAAUGCCCUAAGAGAUGGAGGAAUAGUGUGCUCUCAAGGCGGUAGCUUCUGGUUAGACUUUGAUUACGUAAAGAAAACAAUGACAGGAUGUGGGCAACAUUUUCCAAAAGUUGCAUACGCCAUAACUUCGGUUCCAUCUUAUCCUUGCGGUCACAUUGGAUUCGUAAUAGGAUCUCUAGAUGCAAACAGUUGUCUUGAAGACCCCGUAAAUAAGUUUGAAAAAUCCGAAAUAGAUUCUUUAAAUUUAAGAUACUAUACAAGUCAAAUUCAUUCCGCUGCUUUCACAUUACCUCGUUGGGUUGAAAAACAUUUUUACGAAUAACAAAUAAUAUUUCGCUAUGCAAUUUAAAUAAAAAUGAAUUUAUGUGUUUUGUCAGUUCAUUUUGAAUGUUAAUAAAACAAAAUAUAUUUUUUCUUA
Messenger RNA from Drosophila innubila, 988 nucleotides. RefSeq names its product spermidine synthase (gene SpdS). Lineage: Eukaryota; Metazoa; Arthropoda; Insecta; Diptera; Drosophilidae. The transcript is spliced from 2 exons. Gene Ontology annotation, molecular function: spermidine synthase activity. Gene Ontology annotation, biological process: spermidine biosynthetic process. Bases 23 to 892 code for a protein of 289 amino acids. Gene Ontology annotation, cellular component: cytosol. The record is from RefSeq and is a predicted model, not a curated record.